This is a messenger RNA of Pomacea canaliculata, 2580 nucleotides long. RefSeq lists its product as uncharacterized. The transcript is spliced from 10 exons. The record is from RefSeq and is a predicted model, not a curated record. The coding region runs from base 214 to 1911 and encodes 565 amino acids. NCBI's taxonomy places the organism in Eukaryota, Metazoa, Mollusca, Gastropoda, Architaenioglossa, Ampullariidae. Gene Ontology annotation, cellular component: membrane.
ACAGGACUAACGACAAACUAACAGUAACACACACACACCUAUGUUUGUCUCCCUGACCUUUCAGUGUUUUAUCACCUUUAUACCGGGAAGUUAGUUUCGUAAAAUUUUAAAAAAAAGGUAUUAAAGGAUGUGAAUAUUUCCCUGCCUUAACUCAAGAUUUGACAUCUGGUGGAUGCAAAUAAGCACGUUCACGUUAAGCAGAAUUUAAGGUUGAUGAGUAUUUCACUGAAAGGAUAUUCACUCCGACCAUUGCCACCAUUGCCUGCGACUGUCUCUGGAUUAAAAAUGAAAAUGUUUGUGCGUCAGCUACUGAGUCUCUGGUCAUUGCUGUUGACUGUGCCAAUCAGUGCUCGGUCUUGCACUAAAGAUGUCACCUGCACGUUUGGUAGUGGUCAAUGUGGAUGGUACAGUCUGAGUGAAAAACAAUUCGAGAGUAAACGGACUUAUUCAGAACUCAAAGAGUUUCUUAACGGCUACAUGUCUGUGGACAUGGGAGGUGAUGCACAAGCAAACGUCACGUCGCUGUACGGCAGUCCGCCGAUAUGUUCAACAAAACACGCGCACUCCUUCACCUUCAGAUACAGCCUGGAGAAUGGCAAGAAUUGUUACAUGACAUCCUAUGUCAGUCGUUCAGACGGAAAAAACAUCAGUCUCUGGGACAGCAGUGUUUUUGUGGAACAUGGUCCUUACUCUCAACUCCUUCCGGCUUUGGUCUGUCCUCAAGACACAACGUUUCAAAUAAUUAUUCAAGUAACAAAGAUCCGUCGUGGUGAGUGUGGUGAGGUCAGGAUUGAUGAUGUUAAGUAUGACUUAACAAGGGACACGAGGACCUGCACAGUAACGCCCUCUACAUCUACACCAAGUGUCCAGGGGAAGACUUCACUUGAAGUCACAUCAGCAGACACACUGUCAUCCUUGAACUCAAAUUCAGUAACCACUAAUAUCGUUACAGUUUCGUCUUUAUUGUCUGAAUCUUCACACACAGGGACUACUCUGUCGUCAAACUCUGCCAAAUCUUCAACAGACCUCCGUGAGACUGAAAAAAAAUCUCCCGCUACAUCUGCACCAGCUGUCCAGGUUAAUAUUUCAUCUGGUACCCCACCAGCAGGCACACUGUCUUCCCCAAACUCAACAUUAGAAACCUCACAUCCAUAUUACCCAGAACGGUUCUCUGCAACUACAUUAUUACCACAAGAAACACCGUCGUCUUCACAUUCAGCGAUGUCGGUAACAGACGUCAAGAGUCCAGAAGCACAAAGAGGAUCAGCUUCACAAGACAAAAUGUCUGCUGGCCUUGGCGCGGGCAUUGGCAUCACUGUUUGCAUCAUUUUUAUCGUCUCUGCCUCUGUGACCGUAAUCGUCGUCAGGAAGAAAAGCAAAGCGACUUCAGAAAAGCGAACAAAUAUUAUUCUGAACACAGCUGCAUCCAUUCAUGAGACCGCAGGUAAUGAAAAACCAAGAAAUACCCAAGAACCAAUCGCUCCUGAUGGAGACAUGACCGUCCAUACCGAGUUACCUGUGCACCAACGGACGACGCGUGACGACAGAAUGACGUCAUCUGAUCACGUGAUCACAGAAGGCGACUCGUUUCAAGACUCAUCCCAAGAGAACUACAGCGUCCUUUUCAGCAAAGUUUCAGGAGAGCAGACGACACAGCAUUUCGAGUUGGACACGUACAGUCAUCUUCAAGCACAAAGUGCAGCUGGCGAUGUGUCCCACGAUAACAAAACUUUGAGGAUUUCUGAACUGGAACAGCGCAACAUGUCUGCCGACAGCAAAGCCAGUGCCCCACCAGCCACCGACGACGACUAUGUAGCAUUGCGAGCCUCUCUAAAUUCACAUGGCAUAGCUAGUGACGUGUACGACCACCUGAAGAAUGAAUUGUAUGUGAACGACCCUACAAAGAGAUGAAACCCAGCAUUCCAGUGAAGGGAACUUAUAAAGGUUUCAAAAGUUUCGAUACUUGUAAACAAUCUGUUUUAAGUGACACUAACACUUUUCCGAAGUAGUCAUCUUAACAUUAAGGACUUUAUUCAUCUAUUUAAGGAAAAAAUAGUUUUGUUUAUCUCGUUUGUAAUUUUGUGCAGACUGACGCAAUUUUUGCUUUUUUGUUUAUAAACUUUGGACUAACAGACAACAGUGAUUACAUCUAACGGUCACUGUGGUUCAUAUAAUCUAUUUACAUAUCUAAGUAUAUAUAUAUAGACAUCAUCCGCCAAUUGUGAGAGCCAUGGAUUAGAGAGGAUGGGAAAUGAGAAUCUUAGAUUCUUAGAUGAGUCAUUGUCUUUAUUUACCGAGGUUUUCAUCUUCGCCAUACUGCUUUAAUAAAUCUUUGAAAAUUUAAAAUCUUUAACAAACCGAAAUAAAAUUGUAAAGAACUUUUUAAAAAUUUCUCUUAUUGCCUUCCACGCGUGCUCUGCAUUUGUCGCUUGCUAUUAUUUUUGUUUCUGUGUAUUAGAUUAUGUACUGCUCUAAUUUUUCUGCUAAGCAGUUAGUAGUGAUCAGUAGUUGGUAUUACACUAGCGAUGGAAACAAAAGAAUGUGUUGUUGUGUUGGCAAUAAAACUGACGCUGUACCUCA